AUGGGAAGCCGCAAGCCGGAAAAAUUACCAACGAUCGUCACCUCAGAUUCGUCUCACCAACCACCACUCAACCUUCAGCCACACCAGACUCCACUUCCCUCACUCCUCCAGCCUGGGAUUCCAUCUCAGAUCAGUGUCAAUGUCUUUUUGUCUAUGUUUCCCACCUCUUAUUUUACCUUUCUCCACAUCGUCGCUCCAAUCGAUUCUUCCAGUUUCAAAGGAAGCGAUCGUCUCUCUCUCCGUCACCGACACCCUAGUUUGCUUUCUAAGGGUGUUCGUCUUGGUGGUGAUCGACGAGCAGGGGUCUCUACCGGAACUGUUGGUAAACGGCUUCCUUCUUCGUCUUGCUAUAUGAUUGCUUCGAUUUCAAAAUCUAGACCCAAGUCACCUACGGUUUUUUUUUUCCAAUCGAAAGAUCAAAUUGGGGAAUUUUUUAUCUUAUCUGACCCUUGA
Molecule: messenger RNA, 453 nt
Organism: Lactuca saligna
Lineage: Eukaryota; Viridiplantae; Streptophyta; Magnoliopsida; Asterales; Asteraceae
Source: the annotation of a GenBank genome assembly